Ctenocephalides felis (cat flea) is the source of this 336-nucleotide messenger RNA. RefSeq lists its product as uncharacterized. Lineage: Eukaryota; Metazoa; Arthropoda; Insecta; Siphonaptera; Pulicidae. The coding region runs from base 22 to 336 and encodes 104 amino acids. The record is from RefSeq and is a predicted model, not a curated record. The transcript is spliced from 2 exons.
UCGAAAAUAUUUUUUAUUAAAAUGAAGCAUUUUUGUGCACUUUUUGUAAUUUUUGUAAUUUUGCAAAUUUGUUCAAGUUUAAAAGUUACUUCUUAUUGCAAAAAUGGAGGUGAUAGUACUUCACCCAGUGGUCCAAAAAAUAUCGAUGUUCCAAAAGAUUAUUUUCCUAUAAAUGAUGGUGGAAGACUUUGUAAAAAUAAUCAAAAUAGUAAAUGUGAUAAUUUUUGCACAAAAUCUUGUGAAGUAGAUGGAGGUUAUUGCAGUGGUAAAAAUUGUAUGUGUGAUGGAUCAAAAAAAGCUCCUAGAAGAGAAGAUUAUUCUCAUUUGAGGAAUUAA